GCAACCUUCCAACCAUAAGCCUGCAUCCAUCAUUCCUCACAUCCCCAUAUCUUGCCCAAACAAGAAGCUUUGCUCACUCAAAGUGGUGGAUUUGCAUAUCUCAUACACGACACACACAACCAACAAACCUGAUGAACUCAUCUCUUCCCUCGCACAAACCCCAAGCCAGAUCCGUCUAUCACGCCGCUUUGCCUCUACAUGUCCGCCCUGGAACCCACAGUCCACUCCGCUUCCCUCGCUAAAACAAAUCAUCUCCCGCUGACUCUGCACGUCGCGUCAGAUCUCUAGCUAAAACAAAUCCUGAAUACCCAUGCUACAUGUUCGUUUGACCUUGCAAAGUGUGGAGCAGAUAGGACUAGGAGCAGGGGGGACAUGAAGUUGAUCCGCAGGGGCAAGCGUUCAAGAGCGAAGAAGGGCUCGGCGGCUCCGUUGCAAUCUACCGGAGAUGUUGAUAGUGGAGGUGGAGGUGGCUCCAACAGCAGGCAAGUGGCGCCUGAGAACGUCCUCCCGGCUGAAUCGACUACAAUCGCUGGCUAUGCUAGCAGCAGAGAUGAAGCUUUCUAUGAAGCCUCUCCUUGGUUAGAUUCGGACUGUGAAGAUGAUUUUUUCAGUGUAAAUGGAGAUGCUACACCUGCGAGAUCAUUCAGUACAACUGCAAGCAACCAGGCCACAGCUGCUGCGUUUGGACCUCAGACGAAGCUACCUACGCUGGAGGCCAUCCUCCAGUCUGAGCCCCUGAACCUGAAGCCAGCCCCGCAGAUGAAGAAGCUAGGUGACCUCCUCAAGGAGAAGCAAGAAGGCGCCGAUGGCGCCGGCGACAUCUCCAGGGCUCGCGGCGGAGGGGGAGCUGGGCGGUGCUGCAUUCCCCUGCUUGCGCGGGUCAUCAGCUACAGGGAGAGGAGAAAUUAAGGGGUUUGAGAUCAUGGAUGGCAACUUGGCAAGUCGAUCUGGGUUUGGCCGGGGGCGAUCCUCCUUUUCAAAAAUAACAAAGAAAUUCGAUCUGAGUUUUACUGAAACAGCCAAGUUUCCUUCGGUUAAAUUCCUGUCGGCGUGGACGAUUUCGGAUCGCCUUAUGGAACAGUUGCAGCAGACAACUUGGCCGUCCAAACGUAUAUACGCAACCGUCCACAUAAAAGUGUAACCGGUUCUAGAUGUAGGUUUCUGUACUGU
Triticum aestivum (bread wheat) is the source of this 1170-nucleotide messenger RNA. RefSeq lists its product as uncharacterized. The coding region runs from base 373 to 909 and encodes 178 amino acids. The record is from RefSeq and is a predicted model, not a curated record. Lineage: Eukaryota; Viridiplantae; Streptophyta; Magnoliopsida; Poales; Poaceae. The transcript is spliced from 3 exons.